This is a messenger RNA of Trichoderma gamsii, 1782 nucleotides long. RefSeq lists its product as hypothetical. The transcript has 2 exons. Bases 1 to 1782 code for a protein of 593 amino acids. The record is from RefSeq and is a predicted model, not a curated record. NCBI's taxonomy places the organism in Eukaryota, Fungi, Ascomycota, Sordariomycetes, Hypocreales, Hypocreaceae. Gene Ontology annotation, molecular function: phosphatidylinositol binding.
AUGUCUAGUUUCGAGAAGCAGAACCAAGCUCCAGGCGAGCAGUAUUUCCCGCCUCCUCCUCCUGGUCCUCCUCCUCAGCAACAACAGCAACAGCCAUAUCCAACGUUUGCUCCUCCUCCUCAACCACACCAAGAGCAGCAACAGCAACAGCAACAGCAACAGACGCACCCAAGUUUCCCUCCACCGCCACAACAGUCCGAGCCGCAAUCGCAGCAACCUCCUCACGAUCCCCUCCAACAGCAUCAGCAGGCUGGACAGCAGCAGUUUCCGCCGCCGCCACCUCAGCAGCACCAACAGAACCAAGACUUCUCACAGCAACACAACCAGCAGCAGCAAAACCAAACAUACAACCCCCAGACCUACCAGCCUCAGACGCAACAACAACAGACCUCUGCGUAUUCCAUCCCCGCCUACAAUCCUGCGAAUCCCGUCUUUGCGCCGCCGCCUUCGAAUGCCCUCAACGAACCCGCCAGUCCCUCGGGAUACCAGCCUUCCGCAGAAGGACACCAGCAGCAACAACAACACCAACAGCACAGCCCGUCUCCAGACCCUCUCGCAUACGGCGAUGACCACGGACAGCACAAGAGCGGCUGGAGCGAGCGCCUCUCUGCGCUGGGCAUGAAGGCCGCUGCGCCCAUCAACAGCAUCGCGCACAAGCUGGGCAGCCAGAGCUUCCUCCCCGAGACGCUGGACAAGGAGUGCGAAAAGGCUGCGACGAUAUUAAAGGCCUUCUGCAAAAAAGGAGUUUAUGCCGACCCUGCUGGGACGUCGCUGCCCACCUCGACCGACCCCAACGCCGCCGAAUCGACCGACAGAGUCAUCGAUCCGACCAAAGAAAAGCCCAAGAACCGCGUCAUCGUCACGAUCCCUCCCAAGGUCAUCUCCAAGGCAGUCGGCCUGGCCAUCUUCACCACGCUCCGGGCCGGCUUCCAAGUCUCUGGUGCCACCGGCUCCGGUAUCCUCAUUGCGCGGCUCCCAGACGGAUCCUGGAGUCCUCCUUCGGGCAUCCAGCUGCACUCUGUCGGCGGCGGCUUCCAGAUCGGCCUCGACAUCUACGACUGCGUCUGUGUGAUCAACAACAGGGAGGCCCUUGCGGCCUUUACAAACACGCGUGUCAGCCUCGGCAGCGAUCUGGCCGUGGUGGCUGGGCCGUAUGGAGCGGGUGCGGCCGUUGAGUUUGGCACGUCGCUGGAUCCGAGAGGAGGCAGCAGCAGAGGCAACAGCCGUCCUUCAUCGUCUCAUGGACAAGACUCACAGCAGGCACAGCAGCAGCAGCAGCAGUCACAGCAAAACCUGCAACCCGAGUCGACAGACAAAAAGAGCCACAGACGCAGUCUCAGCGCCAGCGCCGCCAAGCCCGUCUUUUCGUACGUCAAAUCACGAGGCUUCUACGCCGGCAUCCGCAUCGACGGCACCGUAGUCGCCGAGCGCAAAGACGCAAACGCCGCCUUUUACGGCCAGAGUGUCACGGUGGACCAAAUUCUAAAGGGCCAAGUCCCGUCACAGGGCCCUCCAGGAAUGUGGCCUGCCGGAGCUCACACACUAUUUGGCGUCCUAAAGGGGGCCGAGGCUGGUGUCUUGCAGGCAUCAUCCCACGAGAAUGAGCAGCGUCCCACAACUCCAGGGCACCACCAACAGCAGCCGCCAGCUUCGCCAAGCCACUUUCAGCAGGGUCAAAGCCAAGGGCAAAAUCACGAGCAGUCAUACCCGGCUGUCGCCAUUCCUCCUUCGUACGCUGAGAGUGGACCUCGUCCAUACGAUGGCGACAUCAAAUACGCUUGA